ACUAAUAAGUUUUUUACCAUCAAAAUUAAUUCUGAUACAAUUAGAUACUUAUAGUAACAAAAAUUUCCGAUACUAAAUCACAUUAUGCAUAUCUCAGAAAAAAUUGGCGGUUUCACAAAAAAGAAAAUAAAAAUAUGGCGUUGGCGCCACAUUAAAAUAUUAGAGAAAUUUGAAACCAUUUUCAUAUCUAAAAUUUCACCUCGAUAAUGUAACCAAAACCAAACCCAAAAGAAAAGUCCUUCCUUUUCUCAUUUCAUCAGUAAAAACAACAAGAACACUCUUAUUAUCUCUCCUCAUUCUAUUUCACGAAGCUAGGGUUCUAAAAUAAUCUUCUCAAAUUUACAAAAAUUAUCACUCAUCUACUCAAAUUUACAAAAAAUAAUCACACAUUACGCUCGAAGUUGUUGCUCAUUUAUAAAAUAAUACAAAAUUGAACCUCCUAUUGUUCUCUAAUGGUUGCGCAUCAAGUGGGAUUCGCUGGGAUUUGCCGUUGAAAUUCUCUAGCGGUGAUUAUUUGUAAAUAAGUACUAUAUGUAGACAACUUGAGGUACAUUAGGCUUUUCAAAAAGGGAAAUUAUCAAGGUACUUUUAUUGGUAUUGCUCGUUCUUGCUGUUAUGAUAGUUAUUAGUAAUAUGUGUAUAUAUUAUAUGGUGAUUUGUGCUUAUAUGAUUUCAUCAUCAUUAUUAUUAUUGUUGUAAUAUUAGUUUUAAAGUAUGUGUGUUGUGUUUUCCAUGUGAUUGUUUUUUCAAUAUUAUUAAACUUGAAACUACGUGUAAUUGAUUUUAUCUAUUUACUUUAAAGUUAUAAUUCGAGUUUGAAAAUAAUUGUAUUCAUUUAUUUAUUUUUUUUUUUUUUUUGUAUUAUAUGAAUAUUUAUAUUGAGUUUUAGUAACUUAUGUUGAUAGAUACUUUAAUAUUGCUCCUGAAUAGGAUUUGAUAGAAGUCACUUAUUAAUUUUAUGGAUACGAGAAAAGGUUGGGUAUAUAUGCCAAGAAAUGGUCUUGAAUAUAGGGAAGGAGUAAAUAAUUUCAUACAAUCUUCACUUAAUACUUCAGCCUUUAAUGGGAGAAUUAAAUGUCCAUAUAAGAGAUGUGAUGUCACUGUGUAUCUUGAUCCUAAAGAUGUUCGUGAGCAUUUAUUUUGUGUGGGUUUUGAUAAAAAUUAUGCUAAUAGUAUUUGGGUAUUUCAUGGGGAAGAACCUUCACCAUCUAGAGUCGAGGAUGAAGUUUUAAGUGAUGAGGAGUCUAAUGAUGGGGCUGAUGAUAUGUAUAGAUUACUUCAUGAUGCUUUUGGAUUUCCUAGUUCAAAAAAUAACCUAGAUGACUUUCCACAAGUUGGUGAGGGAGAGAUGAAUUUAGAAGUUCAAAAGUUUCACCAGCUUAUGCAAGAUGCUAAAACAGAAUCAUAUCCUGGUUGUGAUAAAUUCACAAAUUUGUCAUUCAUUCUUCGACUUCAUCAAAUGAAAUGUUUGUAUCGAUGGAGUGAUACAUCAGUCAAUCAUAUGCUGCAAUUAUUAAAUGAUGUUCUUCCUAAUAGAUCAAACUUGCCAAAAAAUUUAUACCAAAUGAAGAAGAUCAUGGCUGAUUUAGGUUUAGGAUAUACUAAAAUUGAUGCAUGCCCUAAUGAUUGCAUGUUAUACUGGAAAGAGAAAGUUAAUGAUGAAAAAUGCACUGUAUGUGAUGUAUCAAGAUGGAAAGAUCCAUUAAUUGGAAAGAAAAGUGGUCCAACAAAUGUGCUUCGACAUUUUCCACUAAUCCCACGUUUGAAACGUCUUUUUAUGUCACGUAAAACAUCUAAGUUAUGAGAUGGCAUAAAAAGGGACAUAGUAAAGAUGGGAAACAAAGGCACCCUGAUGAUUUCUUAGCUUGGAAGAAUUUAGAUGAAAAUUAUCCAGAGUUUGCUCGAGAUGCUAGAAACCUUAGACUUGGUUUGGCUAGUGAUGGUUUCAAUCCAUUUAGUAAUAUGAGGACUAAUCAUAGUACUUGGCCUGUUGUGCUUAUGGUGUAUAAUUUGCCACCUUGGUUAUGCAUGAAAGAUUAAUAUUUUAUAAUGUCUCUCCUUAUUUCUGGUCCUAAGGCUCCUGGUAACGACAUUGAUGUUUAUUUACAACUGCUAAUUGAUGACCUAAUGGAAUUAUGGAAUGGUGUAGAGACUUAUGAUGCAUUAACUAAUGAUACUUUCAUAUUGCGUGCUGCUUUGUUGUGGACAAUAAAUGAUUUUCCUGCCUAUGGUAACCUCUCGGGGUGGAAAACAAAAGGUUACUUGGCUUGUCCUUAUUGUAAUGUUGAUACAUGUUUUCAUUAUCUGAAAAUAAGUAAGAAGUUGUGUUACAUGGGACAUCGUUGUCUCCUUGAUCAAAAUCAUCCAUUUCGAAGAUGUAAGGCUGCAUUCAAUGCUAAAGUUGAAGAGAGACCACCUCCAGAAUUACAAUCAGGGGCUGAUUUGCUUUAUCAAAUGCGAAAGAUCAAAGUAACUUUUGGAAAGCAUAAUAAGAUGCCUAAGUGUCGUAAGAGAAAAAGAAAAGGGACUGAAAAGAAAAGCAAAGAGAGAAUUGGCUGGAAGAAGGUAAGUAUAUUUUUCAUAUUGCCGUACUGGAAAGACCAUUUUAUUAAGCACAACAUAAAUGUCAUGCACAUAGAGAAAAAUGUGUGUGAAUCUCUACUUGGGACUCUGUUGGAUAUUGAGGGGAAAAGUAGAGACACUUUAGCAGCCCGCUUUGAUCUUCAAGACAUGAAGAUUAGGCCUAAACAACAUCCUGUGAAAGUAAGAGAGAAAUAUGAAAAGCCAAAAGCACCAUUUCAUAUGGAUACAAAGGCCAAGGAAAUUUUUUGUAAAGUUUUAUCAUCAGUUAAGGUCCCUGACGGCUAUGCAUCUAAUAUAGCUCGUCGUGUGGAUGUGAAGAAUGGGAAAGUAUUUGGCUUAAAAAGUCAUGACUAUCACAUUAUUAUGCAACAAUUGCUGCCUUUAGCUGUUAGAAAAGCAUUGCCUAGAGAAAUAAGUGCAGUCUUGAUUGAGGUCAGCAACUUUUUUAAGGAAUUGUGCUCUAAGGAUGCUUCCUUUGAUGAUUUUGAGAAAUUAUAGCAGAGUGUAAUUGUGACACUUUGUUGCCUAGAAAGGAUUUUUUUCUCCAUCUUUCUUUGACAUUAUGGUACAAUUGGUGAGUCAUUUAUCAUAUGAAGUGGCCAUUGCCAAUCCAAUUUCGAUGGAUGUAUCCAAUUGAGAGGUAUGAUUUAAUAUAUUCUUUAGUCAUAAAUAUCCUUAUAAAAAACACUUUUAGUGAUUUACUUUUUUAUUUUUUUAAAUAUGAAAUUGCAGGUUUUUGUUCAAGUUAAAAUCUUUUGUGCAUAAUAGAGCAAAACCAGAAGGUUCCAUAGCUGAGGCAUUCAUUGCUCAUGAAUGUAUGACCUUCUAUGCUCAAUACAUGCAAGAAGUUGAAUCCAGAAAUAGUAAAUCCACUUCUAAUUGCGAACGCAAAGGGUUGUCUAUCUUUUCAAAUAUGAGUGAAGUUUUAGGAUAUGAGGAGAAUAUUCAUUUGAGUCAUGAGCAAUGGAUCCAAGCACAUGAAUAUGUCUUGUUCAAUUGUGACGAGGUUACAAAAUAUUUAGAGUAAGAUGCUCAAAAUUUUGUCUGUUUUUAUUUUUAUUUUCUUUUAACCUCAAUCAGCACCUACUAAAUUUAGUAUUAUUUUUAUAAUGUAGAGAGCAUAGGAAGCUUCUUAGGCAACAACAUUUGCAUAUACAACUAUCAAACCUUGAAAAGCUCCACAAAGAAACAUUUGUGAAAUGGUUUCAAGCUAAUGUUGCUAUGUUAUAAGUUUAAAGAGCAAGUUGAAGGGCAAGGGUCCUAUCUCAUCCUCUUCCCAACGAAAGGAAGAUUAUGCUUUUUUAAGGAAUGAUGAGAGUUCAAGUGAUGAUAGUGACAAUGACCAGGAAAAUAUGUUUGAUGAGCAACAAAGUGAAGGUACCAAUGUUGAAAAUAAUAUAACAGAAGAAACUCAUAUAAUCCCUGAUAUCAGUUCACAAGAGAGACUGAAGAAGAAAGUUCCAAGAGGACCUAACAAGUGUGGUAACCUCUCAAGCAAUGAGAAAACUAUUGUUAGUGUAAAUAUCAAUGGACAACCAAUUGGUAAACAUGGCAGAAAACUCUCAUCUUACCUUGGUCUAUUUGCUAGAGACCCAAAAUUAGUACCACUUGAUUUGAAUGAUUGGAGGAAGUUUUUGAACAAGGAAAAAGAAGAAGUUCUUUGGAAGAUUAUUUUGACUAGAUUUACAUUUGAAGGUCCUACUUCUCCAAAAGAUUGGUCCAUGGAAAAGAUUGAUAAUUGUCUUAGAUCAUGGAGAACAAAACUUAAAAAGAAACAUUAUAAACCAGAAGAAAAAUCUUUAGAAGAGUUGUUGGUGCCGCCUAAUAAUAGAAUUGAUCCUGACCAUUGGACAAAUAUAGUGCGUAGGUGGGAGUCAAACGAAGGAAAGGAUUGCAGCAAGAGAAAUUUUGACAAUCGCAUGAAGUCUACAAUGGCACAUCACUUGGGCACAAAAAGUUUGGCUCGAUUAAGAGAGGAAAUGACAGCGGAGGAUGGUGAAGCACUUGAUCGCUUUAAGGUCUUUGAAAAUGCUUAUGGUGAUGCAAAAAAGAAACCAAUGGAUCCAAUUUCUGAGAUGAAGCUUGCUUCAAUGAAAAACCAUAAAGAGAAGCUUGCCCCUGAUUGUGAUAUUGUUAGUGAGCAAGACAAAAUAUUUGAGCUUGUGGUUGGAGAAGAUAAGCGGUACAAGCGUACGUAUGGAAUUGGUGUGAAAGUGUCAACUGAAGGUAGUUCUAUGUACCACAACACUGAAGCAAUACAUAUGGUUGAAGAAGAAGUGAAGAAAAGAAAAGCCUUGGAAGAAGAAGUGGAGAUAGAAAAGCAAAAAAGGCUAGAAUUGGAGCAAGAAAUAUCCAUAGAAGCUGAUAAAAGAAAGGAGCUAGAAGAACAUAUGUUAAGUUAAAAAAGGAAAAGGGAAGCUUUGGAAGAAGAAAUGCAGACAUUGAAGAAAUUGGUUCUCCACAUGCAAUCUAAUCAAGCUAAAACCCAGUGAUGAAUUAGAAUAUCCAAGCUUGAAGAUUGUUGAUGUAGGUGCAUAGAUCUUUUUUGGAAAUCAAGUAGUUGCAUUGUACUUUUGUUGUAAUUAUUUUAUGCUUUUAUUGUACUUCUUAUAUCUUAAAUGGUGGUGGUGAUGAUGUAAAAACACUUUUUUUAUAUUAGUAUGCAUGCACCAGCUUUUAGUACUAAAACUCUAUUAUGAGAACUUAUGGAUAAAUAGUAAAAAUAUUCCUUUUGUUCAAGUA
Messenger RNA from Chenopodium quinoa (quinoa), 5325 nucleotides. RefSeq lists its product as uncharacterized. The transcript is spliced from 9 exons. The record is from RefSeq and is a predicted model, not a curated record. NCBI's taxonomy places the organism in Eukaryota, Viridiplantae, Streptophyta, Magnoliopsida, Caryophyllales, Amaranthaceae. Bases 3936 to 4985 code for a protein of 349 amino acids.